CAUAGCCUUUCCAAGAUGAUGUUGAAAGGGGAUGCGGCAAUGCUCAAGCUGAUGACAUUAAUCAAUGUCUCAGCAGCAAAGCCUAACAAACGAAAGCAUGCAUUUGAGAAAUCAUUCGCACCAGCCAAAAAGGGUAAAGGUGUUGCAAAAUUAUCUUUGAAUGCACUCUCACAUGGUCAUGCAUCCUUGGCAGAAAGAACACAAGUGGAUGAAGAUGAGGUGGAUGACUCAAUCAUUGCUGAAGGAAGUCAGAAAGCAGAGAACUCUCUACAAGCUGAAGAACUAUCGGAUGACGAAGAAGCAUCUGCCGGUCCUAGCAAACCCACUUCAGCUGGAGAUGCUUUCCACACUCACUUUGCUUCGGAAGGCGAAAAUGCAUUAGCACCAUUAGCGAAAGCAAUCGUCGGAGAAGAGGGAAAGAAGGCAAGCGACAUUGAGUGGGAAUCAUCAUCGUCUAAUCUACCUGGACUAGGUCACGCCGCCAUAAAUAGAGUAAAGGGUUUCAAAGUACCACAAGUAGAGGCAGCAAAACCACACGCAUCGGUCUUGGAAGCCUUCAAAGCACACGGGUCGACUCUGGAAGCACAGGCUGCUCUUGUCAAUCUGCUAGGAUCCUAUCAAGAUGUGAUUGAUACACAUGUGGACUUGUAUCAACAUGACCAUACGAGAAGAGCGAUCGCAUUACACGCCAUCAGUCAUGUUGUCAAAACGAGAAGAAGGGUUUUACGUAACAAUGAUCGAUUGGCAAAAGCAGCAACCACAGGUCAUGCGGUCGAAGCUGACGUGCGUGAUCAAGGUUUCACAAGACCGAAGGUAUUGAUCCUUUUGCCUCUGCGGAACAGUGCAUUAGCAUGGAUGAACUACCUUUCCAAACUUUCAACUUGCUCGCAAAUCGAGAAUGCCGCACGAUUCAAGGCAGACUUCACACUACCAGAAGGAACUGUGGACAAACUGGCACAGCCUGAGACACAGGCCAAGUAUCCCGCCGAUCACAUCGAAACCUUCAAAGGAAAUAUUGAUGACAGCUUCCGCAUCGGUGCAAAGAUGACACGCAAGAGUUGGAAGAUGUACAGUCAAUUUUACGAUAGCGAUGUCAUUCUGGCCAGUCCUUUAGGUCUUCGAUUGGCUAUUGAGAAGGAUCACGAUAGCGACUUCUUGUCUUCCAUCGAGGUCAUGGUGAUCGAUCAAGCUGAUGUGAUGUCCAUGCAAAAUCUGGAACAUCUUGAAUUCGUUUUGAACCAUGUGAACAAGAUCCCAAAGGAGGCCCAUGAUGCUGAUUUCUCGCGUAUCAAACAGUGGUAUUUGGAUGGAUUGGCACCUUAUCUCCGCCAGACAGUGAUGCUGUCUUCGUUCGACUCGCCAGAAUUGCGCAAGCUGUCACGUAAUUCGUUACUCAAUGUAGCGGGCAAAGUGCAACUUACACAAUCCAAUUCAGCAGGUGUGUUGUCGCAAGUACGUAGUGGUAUCCGACAAACAUUCCAACGAUUCCCAUGCAACAACGUCCAAUUAGAGUCCAAGCUGCGGCUGGAACUCUUUUUGACAAAGACUUUGCCAACAUUACAAAAGAGUGCAUUGAGUAGCAGUCGUACGUUGAUCUUUGUGCCAUCUUAUCUGGACUUUGUGCAGUUGCAGGAAGCACUUCGUACACAACAUCCAGAGAUCUUUGCAGUGACGGCCAUGUUGACUGAAUACAGUGAAGGACCUGAAAUUGCACGAGCAAGAGCGCGAUUCAUUACGGAGAAGAAGAAGUUCUUGAUCGUUACUGAACGUUUCAUGUUUUACAGACGCUACAUUUUGCGAGGUGCACGAACAAUCGUUUGGUAUGGAUUGCCGGACCACGGCCAUUAUUACUCGGAGAUGCUUGAGAACGUAUUCAAGCCGGCAGAUAAAGCAAAAAAGAACGGCAAAGUCAAUCAGAAUGAUGAAGAAGAGACAGUUGACGCUGGAGACAUCAGCGUGACUGGUAUUUACAGUCAAUAUGACUUUUUGAAGCUGGAGAGAAUUGUAGGAACAGAUUUGGCUCGCCGUAUGGUACAGGAGGAGAAGAGCUUAUGGAGAUUUGCUUAACAGUCAUACCUUGUAUUAUAGCAUGCAUGAAUAAUAUUGUACAAAUGAAGAUAU
This is a messenger RNA of Meira miltonrushii, 2121 nucleotides long. Its product is annotated as DUF1253-domain-containing protein. Gene Ontology annotation, cellular component: small-subunit processome; nucleolus. The transcript has a single exon. Lineage: Eukaryota; Fungi; Basidiomycota; Exobasidiomycetes; Exobasidiales; Brachybasidiaceae. Gene Ontology annotation, biological process: maturation of SSU-rRNA from tricistronic rRNA transcript (SSU-rRNA, 5.8S rRNA, LSU-rRNA). The record is from RefSeq and is a predicted model, not a curated record. Gene Ontology annotation, molecular function: rRNA binding; U3 snoRNA binding. The coding region runs from base 16 to 2067 and encodes 683 amino acids.